AUGGCCUCUCCAGACGCUGAGAUGGCUGCCUUUGGGGAGGCGGCCCCUUACCUCCGAAAGUCAGAAAAGGAGAGAAUCGAGGCCCAGAACAAGCCUUUCGAUGCCAAGACAUCCGUCUUUGUGGAACCCGCUGUGCUGUACAACCUCAAAGAGCGUUACGCAGCCUGGAUGAUCUACACCUACUCGGGUCUCUUCUGUGUCACUGUCAACCCCUACAAGUGGCUGCCGGUGUACAACCCGGAGGUGGUGUUGGCCUACCGAGGCAAGAAGCGCCAGGAGGCCCCUCCACACAUCUUCUCCAUCUCUGACAACGCCUAUCAGUUUAUGCUGACUGAUCGCGAGAACCAGUCAAUCCUGAUCACCGGAGAAUCCGGAGCAGGGAAGACUGUGAACACAAAGCGUGUCAUCCAGUACUUUGCAACAAUUGCAGCGAGCGGGGAGAAGAAGAAGGAGGAACAGCCGACAGGCAAAAUGCAGGGAACGCUUGAGGAUCAAAUCAUCAGCGCCAACCCACUGCUGGAGGCCUUUGGAAACGCCAAGACCGUGAGGAAUGACAACUCCUCACGCUUUGGCAAAUUCAUCAGAAUCCACUUUGGAGCCACAGGCAAACUGGCUUCUGCUGACAUUGAAACUUAUCUGCUGGAGAAGUCCAGAGUCACUUUCCAGCUCAAGGCAGAAAGAAGCUACCACAUAUUUUAUCAGAUCAUGUCCAAUAAGAAGCCAGAGCUAAUUGACAUGCUCCUCAUUACGACCAACCCUUUUGAUUUCCACUAUGUGAGUCAAGGUGAGGUCACUGUUCCCAGUAUUGAUGACCAGGAGGAGCUCAUGGCUACAGAUAGUGCCAUUGACAUCCUGGGCUUCACUGCUGAUGAGAAGACGGCCAUCUACAAGCUGACAGGGGCUGUCAUGCACUAUGGGAACCUGAAGUUCAAGCAGAAACAGCGAGAGGAGCAGGCAGAGCCGGAUGGCACAGAAGUGGCUGACAAGGCUGCCUACCUGAUGGGCCUGAACUCAGCUGAUUUGCUCAAAGCCCUGUGUUAUCCCCGCGUCAAAGUUGGGAAUGAAUUUGUGACCAAAGGUCAAACUGUGGAACAGGUGAACAAUGCAGUUGGUGCCCUGGCUAAAGCUGUCUAUGAGAAGAUGUUUUUGUGGAUGGUUAUUCGCAUCAACCAACAGCUGGAUACCAAGCAGCCCAGACAGUACUUCAUUGGAGUCCUGGACAUUGCUGGUUUUGAGAUCUUUGAUUUCAACAGCUUUGAGCAGCUGUGCAUCAACUUCACCAACGAGAAACUGCAACAGUUCUUCAACCACCACAUGUUCGUGCUGGAGCAGGAGGAGUACAAGAAGGAAGGAAUUGAAUGGGAGUUCAUUGACUUUGGGAUGGACCUGGCUGCCUGCAUUGAGCUCAUUGAGAAGCCCAUGGGCAUCUUCUCCAUCCUGGAAGAGGAGUGCAUGUUCCCCAAGGCAACUGACACCUCUUUCAAGAACAAGCUCUAUGACCAGCAUCUGGGCAAGUCCAACAACUUCCAGAAGCCCAAGCCUGCCAAAGGCAAGGCUGAGGCCCACUUCUCCCUGGUGCACUAUGCUGGCACAGUGGACUACAACAUCUCUGGCUGGCUUGAGAAGAACAAAGACCCCCUGAAUGAAACUGUCAUUGGGUUGUAUCAGAAAUCAUCUGUGAAGACACUGGCCUUACUCUUUGCUGCAUAUGGUGGGGAAGCAGGUAAAUCCAUGUUCGAGGCUGGUGGUGGUGGCAAGAAGGGUGGCAAGAAGAAGGGGUCUUCUUUCCAGACUGUCUCAGCUCUUUUCCGGGAGAAUUUAAACAAGUUGAUGGCUAACCUAAGAAGUACUCAUCCCCAUUUUGUACGAUGCAUCAUCCCAAAUGAAACAAAAACACCUGGUGCCAUGGAGCAUGAGCUGGUGCUGCAUCAGCUGCGAUGUAAUGGUGUGCUGGAAGGGAUCAGAAUUUGCAGGAAAGGAUUCCCCAGCAGAGUCCUGUAUGCUGACUUCAAACAAAGAUACAGAGUGCUUAAUGCAAGUGCUAUCCCCGAAGGACAGUUCAUGGACAGCAAGAAGGCUUCUGAAAAGCUCCUUGGGUCCAUUGAUGUGGACCACACCCAAUACAGAUUUGGUCACACAAAGGUGUUCUUCAAAGCUGGACUGCUGGGACUCCUGGAGGAGAUGAGAGAUGACAAGUUGGCAGAAAUUAUCACUCGCACACAAGCCAGGUGCAGAGGCUUCCUGAUGAGAGUGGAGUAUCGGAGAAUGGUGGAAAGAAGGGAAUCCAUCUUCUGUAUUCAAUACAAUGUUCGUGCAUUCAUGAAUGUCAAGCACUGGCCCUGGAUGAAGCUGUUCUUCAAGAUCAAGCCCUUGCUGAAGAGUGCAGAAUCUGAGAAGGAGAUGGCCAACAUGAAGGACAAGUUCCGCAAGAUCCAGCACGAGCUGGAGGAAGCCGAGGAGCGGGCUGACAUUGCGGAGUCGCAGGUCAACAAGCUUCGAGUGAAGAGCCGAGAAGACCUGGGUCUCCAGUGGCAGAGUGAAGCUGAUGCUUUAGCUGAUGCUGAGGAAAGAUGUGACCAGCUCAUCAAAACCAAAAUCCAGCUGGAAGCCAAAGUAAAGGAGGUGACUGAAAGGGCUGAGGAUGAAGAAGAAAUUAAUGCUGAGCUAACAGCCAAGAAAAGAAAACUAGAGGAUGAAUGCUCAGAGCUGAAGAAAGACAUUGAUGACCUGGAAUUAACACUAGCCAAGGUUGAGAAGGAAAAACAUGCCACAGAAAACAAGGUGAAAAACCUCACCGAGGAGAUGGCAGCCCUGGACGAGACCAUUGCCAAGCUGACAAAAGAGAAGAAAGCCCUCCAAGAGGCCCAUCAGCAGACACUGGAUGACCUGCAGGCAGAGGAGGACAAAGUCAACACGCUGACCAAAGCUAAGACCAAGCUGGAGCAGCAAGUGGAUGAUCUGGAAGGGUCCCUGGAGCAAGAGAAGAAACUGCGCAUGGACCUUGAGAGAGCUAAGAGGAAACUCGAAGGAGACCUGAAGCUGGCCCAUGACAGCAUAAUGGAUUUGGAGAAUGAUAAGCAGCAGCUGGAUGAGAAACUGAAGAAGAAAGACUUUGAAAUCAGCCAAAUCCAGAGCAAAAUCGAGGAUGAGCAAGCCCUGGGCAUGCAAUUACAGAAGAAGAUCAAGGAGCUGCAGGCCCUGGAAGAGGCAGGAGGGGCUACUGCAGCUCAGAUUGAUAUGAACAAGAAGCGUGAGGCAGAAUUUCAGAAGAUGCGCCGUGACCUCGAAGAGGCCACGCUGCAGCACGAAGCCACAGCUGCUGCUCUGCGGAAGAAGCAUGCGGACAGCACAGCUGAGCUUGGAGAGCAGAUCGACAACCUGCAACGAGUGAAGCAGAAGCUGGAGAAGGAGAAGAGUGAGCUGAAGAUGGAGAUUGAUGACUUGGCCAGUAACAUGGAAUCUGUCUCCAAAGCCAAGGCAAAUCUGGAGAAGAUGUGCCGCACACUGGAAGACCAGCUGAGCGAGUUUAAGACAAAAGAAGAAGAACAUCAGCGCAUGAUCAAUGACCUCAGUGCUCAAAGAGCUCGUCUGCAAACAGAAUCAGGUGAAUAUUCACGCCAGGUGGAGGAGAAGGAUGCUCUGAUUUCUCAGCUGUCAAGAGGCAAGCAGGCUUUCACCCAACAGGUCGAGGAACUCAAGAGGCACUUGGAGGAAGAAAUAAAGGCCAAGAAUGCCCUGGCCCACGCCUUGCAGUCUGCUCGCCAUGACUGUGACUUGCUCCGGGAACAAUAUGAGGAGGAGCAAGAAGCCAAGGGCGAGCUGCAGCGUGCCCUGUCCAAGGCCAACAGUGAAGUGGCCCAGUGGAGAACCAAAUAUGAGACGGAUGCUAUUCAGCGCACGGAGGAGCUGGAGGAGGCCAAGAAGAAGCUGGCACAGCGGCUGCAGGACGCGGAGGAACACGUCGAAGCUGUGAAUGCCAAAUGUGCCUCCCUGGAAAAGACAAAGCAGAGGCUGCAGAAUGAAGUGGAGGACUUGAUGAUUGAUGUGGAGCGAUCCAAUGCUGCCUGCGCAGCUCUGGAUAAGAAGCAGAAGAACUUUGACAAGAUCCUGGCGGAGUGGAAGCAGAAGUAUGAGGAAACACAGGCUGAGCUGGAAGCCUCCCAGAAGGAGUCUCGCUCUCUCAGCACAGAGCUGUUUAAGAUGAAGAAUGCGUAUGAGGAGUCCUUGGACCACCUGGAAACACUGAAGCGUGAGAACAAGAACUUGCAGCAGGAGAUUGCUGACCUGACGGAGCAGAUUGCUGAGGGAGGAAAGGCGAUUCAUGAGCUGGAGAAAGUGAAGAAGCAGAUUGAGCAGGAGAAAUCUGAAAUCCAGGCUGCUCUGGAGGAAGCUGAGGCCUCUCUCGAACAUGAAGAGGGCAAGAUCCUGCGCCUGCAACUUGAGCUCAACCAGGUGAAGUCUGAGAUUGACAGGAAGAUAGCAGAGAAAGAUGAGGAAAUUGACCAGCUGAAGAGAAACCACCUCCGAGUUGUGGAGUCCAUGCAGAGCACCCUGGACGCUGAGAUCAGGAGCAGGAACGAAGCCCUGCGGCUGAAGAAGAAGAUGGAGGGAGACCUGAAUGAAAUGGAGAUCCAGCUGAGCCAUGCCAACCGCGUGGCUGCAGAGGCACAGAAGAACCUGAGAAACACACAGGCAGUGCUCAAGGAUACCCAGAUACACUUGGACGAUGCUCUCAGGACACAGGAGGACCUGAAGGAGCAGGUGGCCAUGGUGGAGCGCAGAGCAAACCUCUUGCAGGCUGAAAUUGAGGAGCUACGGGCAGCCCUGGAGCAGACGGAGCGGUCAAGGAAAGUGGCUGAACAGGAACUAAUGGAUGCAAGUGAGAGAGUGCAACUUCUCCACACUCAGAACACCAGCUUGAUCAACACCAAGAAGAAGCUGGAAACAGACAUUGCCCAAAUUCAGAGUGAGAUGGAAGAUACAAUCCAGGAAGCCCGCAAUGCUGAAGAGAAGGCCAAGAAGGCCAUCACAGAUGCAGCCAUGAUGGCAGAAGAGCUGAAGAAGGAGCAGGACACCAGCGCCCACCUGGAGAGGAUGAAGAAGAACCUGGACCAGACAGUGAAGGACCUGCAGCAUGGUGUGCGCAAGUACGAGCGGAGGGUGAAGGAGUUGACCUACCAGUCUGAGGAAGACCGGAAGAAUAUUCUCAGGCUGCAGGAUCUGGUGGACAAGCUGCAAAUGAAGGUGAAAUCCUACAAGAGACAGGCUGAGGAGGCCGAGGAGCUGUCCAAUGUCAACCUCUCCAAGUUCCGCAAGAUCCAGCACGAGCUGGAGGAAGCCGAGUAGCGGGCUGACAUUGCGGAGUCGCAGGUCAACAAGCUCCGAGCAAAGAGCCGAGAGUUUCACAGCAAGAAGAUAGAAGAGGAAGAGUGA
Opisthocomus hoazin is the source of this 5433-nucleotide messenger RNA. Lineage: Eukaryota; Metazoa; Chordata; Aves; Opisthocomiformes; Opisthocomidae. The record is from RefSeq and is a predicted model, not a curated record.